Molecule: messenger RNA, 474 nt
Organism: Pogonomyrmex barbatus (red harvester ant)
Lineage: Eukaryota; Metazoa; Arthropoda; Insecta; Hymenoptera; Formicidae
Source: RefSeq, a predicted model, not a curated record
AUGGACGAAAUUAUCCGAAGCGUCAGUGAAAUAGACGGAUAUAGAAGGGAAAACCACACGCUGAGGAUAUUGUGCUACGCGGACGACGCCGCACUCUUGGCAGAAACGGAGAAUGACCUACAGCGAUUCCUAUAUAAAUUUAAGACGACAGCAGAGAAAUUCAACAUGAUCAUGUUAAUUGGAAAAACCGCGAUGGUCAUGAAGUUCAACUACCUAAGAAUAGAAACGGCAAGUGACAGGAAUAUUACUGAAGAAGUGCGAACACAAGCUAUUAAAGCAGCAAGGAUAUCCGGCUACCUCAGGGACAUUAUAUGGCGAAACCAGCAUAUAAGCGCGCGAAGCAAGAUUAGAAUCUAUAAGACCUGUGUAAGACCGAUCCUCACUUAUAUAGCUGAAACAAGAGCAGAAACAUCAAAAACCAAAAGAAUAAUGAGAGCAACAAAGAUUAAAAUACUGAGGACCAUCAAAGUGUAA